AUGGAGGAAAUGAGAAACGGCGAAGAGAACGGUACUUCUCACUGGAUCCCAUAUAUGUUCUUUGAUCGAUCUUCUGUAACGAUUCAUCUCUUAAAGUGGUUCGGUCUCGGAAGCUCUUCUCCAUCAUCCACAUUUAAAGAAGAAGACGUUAUGGAGACAAAGGAGGAGGAAGAUGAUAUCACCGUUGAUAUCACAGAGCGGCGGUUGCAGAAAAGUAAGCCUAAUCCAAAACCAAAACCAAAACCAAAACCAAGCCCAGGAACAGGAGGACAAGUCCAUUAG
This is a messenger RNA of Raphanus sativus (radish), 282 nucleotides long. Its product is annotated as elicitor peptide 3. The record is from RefSeq and is a predicted model, not a curated record. Gene Ontology annotation, biological process: innate immune response. Lineage: Eukaryota; Viridiplantae; Streptophyta; Magnoliopsida; Brassicales; Brassicaceae. The transcript has a single exon. The coding region runs from base 1 to 282 and encodes 93 amino acids.